AUGCCUGACAGCCUGCAACGUCAACAGCCGAAAGGUCAGGCUUCCGGAAGGGAUCGAGUGCCAGACUGCCCCGCCAGGCUCUCCGCAGGCAUCAUGGCCGAGCACGGCGCGAUGGUAGUCAGGCCACGGCUCAACUCCUGGCCACUCCGCUCCCUUGAGCAUUCGAUGAGCCGCUGCGGCAGGUUCGGGGAAUACAGCGGGUUGCAUGGCCACGUUUCUGCCUGGGCCCCCCGCCAGCCAUGGCUGUCCUAUGAGAUCGUGCCCCAUCAUCAACGCUCGUGCAGGCGUUCUUCAAGGCCCACACAACGUGUGUCGUACAUUACAUAUGUCCAUGCUGCCCGUUUCGCCUCCUGCCGUACGUACUCGAACAUGACGGGCUGCAGGCAGUUUGAUGUACAGGUAUGCGUUGUCUUCGCGGUGUCCGGGGGGAGGCGUGUGCAUGGGCGCAUCAUGUUCGAUUUCUGCGGCACCGGGUCCUGCACGGGCAAGCCUUGA
Messenger RNA from Purpureocillium lilacinum, 495 nucleotides. The record is from RefSeq and is a predicted model, not a curated record. Lineage: Eukaryota; Fungi; Ascomycota; Sordariomycetes; Hypocreales; Ophiocordycipitaceae.